AUGGGUGAUUUAAAAAUAUCAACUCUUAACCUCACCAAAAGGUACAGCAACUCUUUUUAACUGUUUCUGAUGGUGCACAGCCAUCGGGUCUUCAGAGGGUUUUUCAUCAUGCUGUUAUUGUUUCAUAUGAUUCUGUUGCUUGUACCAUGGAUUGAGAUCAAAAUACCGGCAUGGCCAAUAUUAAAAAUAAUAUUUGCAAUAGGGGCUUCUUUAUGGCCAUUUCCAACCUUUGAUAUGCUAUCUGAAGAAAACCUAUACUUAAGACAGGUAUUAAUGAAAACAUUGGAGAUUUCAGUGAUUAUGUUAUAUGCUAUAGAUUUAUUGCCAAAAAUAUUUAUUUGGAGAUAAAAUGUGCUUUGGAAAUUUGUCAACAUUGUUAUUUUAUCUUAAAUGAUGUUUUUAUUGCCUGUGUCAAUAAUUGCAUAUGAUAAAAUUGCAUUGCCAACUGAUACUAUGAAAUUAAGAAUAUUUUCUAUUAGUUUUUGUUUUGUGAUUGUAUGUGAAAUUCUUAGUAUCAGAGAAUAAAAAUCAUUAAGAUUCUUAAAAAUAAAUUAGAGGUAAUAAGAAAAGCAAAGAUAAAUUAAAUAAAAAAUAUAGGAAUUUAGUUGGUGUGAAAUAGUGAAACAUGAUACUCCUAAUGAUUGUUGGAUAGUAAUAAAAGAUAAAAUAUAUGAUGUUACUUAAUUUUUAUAAUAUCACCCAGGGUAACUAGAUUUCUAAUUAAUUUAGUGGUAAUAUGAUUCUUGAUGGAGCAGGUGGAGAUUGUACAGCUCUUUGGUAUUCUUAUCAUCCAAGUAAAUUAAUAAAAUAGGAUCCCCCUUAAUAAUAUAUGAUAGGGAAGGUCAGAGAUUAUUAAUAAUAUUAUUCAUAUGAUGAUGAUUUCUAUUAAAACAUAAAGGAAGAAGUUGAAUAAAUGAUACCAAGAAAUAAUUGGUAAAAUCAUUGGAUUCUAUUUGUAAAAGGAUUUUUGUGUAUAAUUGGAUAUUUAGCAUGUUUAUAUUAUUAUGUAAAUUAUUGUACAUUAUUGUCUGCAAUAUUAUUAGGAUUCUUUGCUGCAUAAGUAUUAUAAUAAAUUAAUUAUUAGGCUGAUGUAAAUAUAAUGCAUGAUGGAAAUCAUUAUGCUUUUUCAUCAAAUAAAACAUUAUCAUUUUUAGCUGGUUAUGUUUUGGAUCUAACUUUUUCUACAAGUGUAGUUUAUAGAAGAUCUCAUAAUUUUGGACAUCAUAGUUGUGUUAAUCAUUUAGAAUUAGAUAGAGCAUUUGAUACUACAUUUCCAUAUAUAAGAUUACAUCCACUUUAAUAAAGAUUUUGGUAUCAUAAAUAUUAACAUUUGUAUAUAUGGAUUAUUUAUACAUUUGUUAAUUUUACUGAUGUAUUUGGUACUUUUGAUGAAAUGCAAUGGUUCAGUAAUUAUCCAUGUAGAAGAGGAUAUGUAUCUAAAUUGUAAGUAUUCUUGUAAAUAAUCGUUAAAAUUUUAUGGAUUUCAUUAACUUUAAUUUAUCCUUCGAUAAAAUUUUCUUACAAGGUUGCCUUUGGAAUGUGGUUUGUGUAUAAUGCAGUACACAGUUAUAAUUAUGCUUUGUAUUUUUCUGUAAAUCAUUGGACUUUAGAGGCUGGUGUAGUGGAUAAUCAAAAUAUCAAUUAAACAAAUUGGGGUAAAUUGUAAAUUUAAAAUUCUUCUAAUUUUGCUCUUGAUUCUUUUAUUUGGACUCAUUUAUCUGGCGGACUUAAUUAUUAAGUAAAGCUAAAUAGUAAUUACUUAGAUUGAGCAUCACCUAUUUCCAUAGUUUGCACACACUAGACUCAAGGAAAUAAAGAGCACUAUUUAAGUGAAAGCUUAAUAAGCCAAAAUAAAGUAAAUAAUAGAUUAAUAUAUAAUAGAUAUUUUGAGUUCCCAUCAUUUUUAGAUGCUUUAAUUAGUCACUAUAAAUUGUUAAAAAUUUUAGGAUCAUAAGAUAAAAUUUGA
Messenger RNA from Paramecium pentaurelia, 1966 nucleotides. NCBI's taxonomy places the organism in Eukaryota, Ciliophora, Oligohymenophorea, Peniculida, Parameciidae. The record is from the annotation of a GenBank genome assembly.